AUGGCCAAACAGCCUGGGCCGCCCGUUUCAGACCCAAUCCAGCGGGUUGGCGGACCUAUAUAUAUGGGCCCAAAACCGACUUGGCAGAAGCAAUGGGCCGGUACCAAAAACUACUUGUCCCGUGGAGAAGCUCAGCAUGUAGAAUGGAGUAAGAUCCAGACACCAACUGAUGAGGUUGUGGUGCCUUAUGAUACCCUGGCCCCUGUACCUGAAGAUGCUGCUGAGACCAAAAAGCUUCUGGACAAACUUGUGGUGUUAAAGCUCAAUGGAGGCUUGGGAACUACAAUGGGCUGUACUGGACCAAAGUCUGUUGUUGAAGUUCGUAAUGGUCUUACGUUUCUUGAUUUAAUCAUAAUUCAGAUUGAGACACUCAAUGCCAAGUAUGGGUGCAAUGUGUCGCUGCUUUUAGUGAACUCAUUUUACACUCAUGAUGAUACAUUAAAGAUUGUUGAAAAGUAUGCCAAGUCAAAUAUUGACAUUCACACAUUUAACCAGAGCCAAUACCCUCGUCUUGUUGUUGAAGAUUUCAAGCCACUUCCAUCCAAAGGAAACACUAGCAAAGAUGGAUGGGCAAAGAAUAUGUCUUUGUGGCCACCUCAGAUAACUCGGGUGCUGUUGUUGAUUUGA
Striga hermonthica is the source of this 627-nucleotide messenger RNA. The record is from the annotation of a GenBank genome assembly. NCBI's taxonomy places the organism in Eukaryota, Viridiplantae, Streptophyta, Magnoliopsida, Lamiales, Orobanchaceae.